UAAAAAAAAAUGAAGAAAUCUCAAUCACAAACAAUCCCAACAAUAAUUGUUGUACUCCAAUAAACUAUCUCUAUAUCCUACCCAAAAUUGGGUCCAUGGCCAAACUUUUUUGGCUUUGAUUUUUUCCUUCAAGAAUUCCCCUUUUCCCAUUUCAAGAAUCACUUCUUGUUUCUUCACUUUAAUCUCUUGUUCAAAGCAAAGUUCAUGUCUUUUUGCUUCUGGGUACUUCUAAAAGUGCUUGAUUUGAGGUAAAGAACUAGUUUUUUUUUUUAAUUCUGAGUAUAUGGAUUUUAGUGUUUUCUCAAGUGGGUUAGAUUAGUUUUUAGUAGCAGUAAUGGAACAUUUGUGGUAAAAGAAAAGACUUGCUAGUGAAAUUUGUAUUUGCAAGUCAUUGGAGGAAAUGGGUUGAUUUAAUUUGUGGGUUUUUGACUUUGUGAUUAUCUAAAUAGUUGAUGGUUGCUCUUGGGGGAUUCUUGAAUUAUUCAAUAGUAAAUACUACUUUGUUGUAUUGUGCUGGUGAGAGGUACUAGGUACGUGGUGAAAUAGUCCAGGUGCGAGCAAGCUGUCCUGGAAACCAUCGUCAUAAUUUUGUGCGGGUGAGUAGUACGUAUCCGGUGCAAUAGUUGAGGUGCAAUAGUUGAGGUGCAAACGAGUUGGUUUGGAUACCACUGCCAUAAAAAAUAAUACUUUGUUGUAUCUUUGAUGAUGGGAGCUAGUAGGUAUCCUGUAGAAUUGUAGAAUGGUUGAGGUACGUGUAAGCUGACCUGAACACCACCCUCAUAAAAAGACUAGAAGGGGAGUAAGUGGAGGAGGAGGGGCGGACCCAUUAUCCCGAGCUUCGACUAGAAGAGGAGUAAGUGGAGAAAGGUAGAGGGGUGAGUCCAUCAUCCAAGAGUUUCGAGGGCUGCGGUUGGUCCCAGAGUUCUCGGUCAUAAAAAAAGAAGUACUAGAAGUGUAGUGAGGUGGAAGAGGAUGAAGAGAGGGAAAGAUGAAGAGAGAGUAAUGGGGCCAAUGUUUCCAAGGCUUCAUGUAAAUGAUACAGAGAAAGGAGGUCCAAGAGCACCUCCAAGGAACAAGAUGGCUCUUUAUGAACAGCUUAGUAUCCCUUCUCAAAGAUUCAGCCCUGGUGAUUUGCCUCUUAACAAUAAUAGUAACAGUGUGCCUCCUUACUCAAGCCAGGGGAAUGAACAUGAAAGAGUUGUAUUUUUCUCGAGACAGCUUCCUGCAUCAAGACAUCCAGUUGAGAAGCCACAUGGCCGCAGUUAUGGUUCAAAUACCCCGUUGCAGAAAGUUGAGUCUAGAAAGCAAACAGAAAAGAAUGAUUUUAGAAUUCCCACGUUUGGUAACUUCAAGGUAGAUCAGGGACAUGGGAAAUUUAAUAACAAUAUUGAUAUGGAAAAGCUCACUCCCUCUAAUCAAGCAAUUUCAGGGUGCUCAAACAAAGAAUUGAAAGAAAUCACAGGUCUGAUUACGAGACAGCUUGGUAAAAUCCAGAAUGGAGAGAACUCCAAAGAUCGUGCAAUAAGCCGUAAAUGUACCUCAGAUUCUUUAUCCAUGGAUAAGGCAGAAGGUAUUUUGAAGCAAACUGAUAAAUUGUUGCAUUUCAAACCGAGAAAGAAUCAUGCAAAUACCUUUGGUGAUUUACAGAAGACCAAUAUUGUACGGUUACAAGUCAGACCUGAUUCUCUAGUUGAUUGCACUGUCUUUGCCGGAUCUGCCUUGGAUGUUGAUAAGGAAUUCCAUGAACAAAAGACAUGUAAAUCAUCACAAACAGGAGAAACGGACCGGAGUGAUGACUUAUCAGAGACUUCUAUGGUGGAGUGUGUAUCUAAAGUGGACAUAUCUCCCGAUGAUAUUGUUAGAAUAAUAGGACAAAAGCAUUUCUGGAGAGCAAGACGAGCUAUUGCCAACCAACAGAGAGUGCUUGCAGUCCAAGUAUUCGAGUUGCAUCGACUACUCAAGGUCCAGAAACUGAUAGCUAGUUCGCCAAAUAGUAUACUCGAAGAUGGUUCUUCUUUAGGCAAACCUUUAAAGAGGUUGUCUACUAAAAGACUUGCAUUGGAGUAUAAUGUCAAAGCACCUGAAAAUGUUUCGAAACAGAAGAAUGAUUCUGAGAAGCCUAACUCUAGGAUGGAAUCCAAUGCCGAAAAUGAUGUAGGAGAGACAUCUCUUUCUUGCCGCAGACCACUUUCAGAAACCCCGUCACCAACACCAGUAAAACACGUUUCCCACAUGGGUCCGUGGCUCUUCAAUCAACCUUCGGGACACCAAUGGUUGAUACCCGUGAUGUCUCCUUCUGAAGGACUAGUAUACAAGCCACAUCCUGGACCUGCAUUCAUGAGUCCAGUAUAUGGCGGUUGUGGACCCCCGAUUCCAAUGACGGGAAACUUUUUAGCUCCGGCAUACUAUCAAGGAACGGGAGCUCCUUUCGCACCUCAACCUAGUCAUGGCUACUUUCCUCCGUUUGACAUGCCAGUUAUGAAUCCAGUAAUCCCAUCUCCAGCUAUUGAUCAACCGGACCAGGUUGCUGCAACGGGUUUUCAAGGUCUGUUAUCGAGAGAUCAGGAAGUUAAUUUUCACAUUCAACAACAGAACUCAAGUAAUGUUGCGAGAGAGAAUAAUGUAGCCGCGCCAAAGGUUGUGAGAUUGUAUCCCUCUAGAGAUUCUGAGUUGCAAGCCAGCACUGCAAGUAGUCCAAGGGAAAGAGGUCAUGGAUUAGACGUGGGCAACUCCACCGGAGGAAGAAGCGUGUUUCCUCUGUUCCCAACUUUUCCUGCUAUUAGCAACCCCGCUAGUAGCUCCCAGCCUCAUUUUCCUAGUCAUACGGCUAGAGUUAUCAAAGUUGUGCCUCGUAAUGCCAGUGCUGCUACAGAAUCUGCUGCUCGGAUUUUUCAGUCUAUACAAGAAGAGAGAAAACAGCAUUGACUCAGAUUUCUCUCAUUUAUAGCUAUACAGAGAACAGAAUUGACUCUUAUCCCCUCAUCUAGAGGUUGUACCUAGGCCGCGAAUGUGACCAUGUACCUUUGAUAACUCGGUCGAUGAGCCUUUUUAGAUAAUAUACAGUGUACAGUGAUUGCUUCUUACCAUGCUGUACACUUAUUUCCAUUUUGUUGUUGGUCCUCAUUUUGAAAAUGGACAGAGCUCUCUUAAGAUAUGUCUUCGUUCUAGACCUCUUCUUUCGAAUGUAUUUCGAGAUUAAAUUUUUCA
Molecule: messenger RNA, 3207 nt
Organism: Nicotiana tabacum (common tobacco)
Lineage: Eukaryota; Viridiplantae; Streptophyta; Magnoliopsida; Solanales; Solanaceae
Product: protein HEADING DATE 3B
Biological process (GO): regulation of photoperiodism, flowering
Source: RefSeq, a predicted model, not a curated record